AUGCACGUGUUCUCGAAGCUCUUCGAUGUUUCACGUCUCAGAAAAUACAAACCACGAACCCCUCCAAUCGGGUGUGGCCUCCGGUCAGUCAAAGGCCAUCUAAUCCUCUUCUUCGCCCUGGUAGCUGCUUGCUCCGCGGGUAUAAUUGCGCCUGCAGUACCAGCUGCUCUCACGGUAGGAACAUACGCAAGUAGUUACAAUGCACAUGCAAUCAACCAUGCGUACGCUGCACCUUAUGUCGCGGCCGCUGCUCCAUUAGCAGCAGCUCCAUUAACGUACUCAGCAUACCCAGCCGCAUACUCAGCGUUACCAGCAGCAUACCAUGCAGCAUACCCUGCAUCAUACCCUGCAGCAUACUCCGCAUACGCAGCACCCAUCAUCGCACGCCGUUAA
Messenger RNA from Cotesia congregata, 393 nucleotides. The record is from the annotation of a GenBank genome assembly. NCBI's taxonomy places the organism in Eukaryota, Metazoa, Arthropoda, Insecta, Hymenoptera, Braconidae.